GGGGCACGUGAGGAGGAGGCGGCGUGAGGCAGCCAUGGCGGGAGGAAUCAAAGUGGCGGGCUGGUCGGCGGUUGGUCCCUGGCCCCGGUGCGGGGGGCCGGGGGGCCGCGGUGCCGCGUGGCUGGUCUUCGUCCUCUUCGGCUGCGUGGUCUGCGGCUCAGCUGGAAUUGAUGUAAAUGUGGUCAUGCUUCAGGAAUCCCAAGUUGAUAUGAAUUCCAGUCAACAAUUCUGUUAUAAAAAUGUGCUUAUCCCAAAGUGGUAUGAUAUAUGGACACGGAUACAGGUCCGGGUAAAUAGCUCCAAACUGGUCCGAGUCACCCAGGUGGACAGUGAGGAGAAGCUGAAGGAGCUAGAGCAGUUUAGUAUUUGGAACUUUUUUUCUUCCUUUUUAAAAGAGAAAUUGAAUGACACCUAUGUUAACGUGGGUCUGUACAGCACAAAAACCUGCCUCAAAGUUGAGAUUUUAGAGAAGGACACCAAAUACAGUGUCAUUGUGACCCGGAGAUUUGAUCCCAAAAUUUUCCUCGUUUUCUUCCUUGGACUUACACUAUUUUUUUGUGGAGACUUGUUGAGCAGGAGUCAGAUUUUCUACUAUUCCACUGGAGUGAGCGUGGGGAUUGUGGCCUCUCUGUUAAUCAUCAUUUUUAUGCUCUCCAAGUUUAUGCCCAAGAGAAGUCCCAUUUACGUCAUCCUGGUAGGAGGCUGGUCCUUUUCUCUGUACCUCAUUCAGCUAGUUUUUAAGAAUUUACAAGAGAUAUGGAGGUGUUAUUGGCAUUUUCUUCUAAGCUACGUCCUCACAGUGGGAUUCAUGAGUUUCGCGGUGUGCUACAAGUAUGGGCCCCUGGAGAAUGAGCGAAGCAUCAACCUGCUGACCUGGACACUGCAGCUGCUGGGCCUGGGUUUCAUGUACUCCAGCAUUCAGAUACCACACGUUGCUUUUGCUCUCAUUGUCAUUGCCCUGUGCACUAAGAACCUGGAGUACCCUGUUCAUUGGCUGUACACCACCUACAGAAAGAUGUGUAAGGCAACAACAAAGCCCGUUCCCCCUCGCCUCCUGACAGAAGAGGAGUAUCGGAUACAAGGAGAGGUAGAGACCCAAAGGGCUCUUCAGGAACUCCGAGAGUUUUGUAAUAGUCCAGAGUGUUCUGCCUGGAAGACUAUAUCUCGGAUUCAGUCUCCAAAAAGAUUUGCUGACUUUGUGGAAGGCUCUUUUCACCUCACACCAAAUGAAGUUUCUGUUCAUGAGCAGGAGUAUGGAUUAGGGAGCAUAAUUGCCCAGGAUGAGGAGCUGUCCUCAGAGGAGGAGGGCUCAGAGUACCCCACUGUCACCCAGAACAGCUUCCUGACUUAGAUGUGGGACUCCGUUAUUUUCACAUAAAUUGGUGUGGUGCCUUGGCAGUCCAUGUGCAAGUGCUGUGCGGUCUCUCGGCUUUCAUGACGGCCUGAAGAGGGUGCAGAAGCUCUCCUGCUGAUGUGAGAGGACUGCGUGGGUUCCCCCUGUUCUCCAAGGGACCCCCGAGGAAAGAGUGGAGGAAGAAGUGAGUGCUGUGACAGCUGAGCUAUUGGUCCACUUGCUGUUCCUGAAGAAACUGGCUGGCCACAGCCAGCAUGAUAUUCUAGCUCCUGUUUGAAAGUUCACUGAAUGAUGGCAUUUCUGACUCUGACAGACCACAGAAAUGAGGACUGAGUGCAGUAGUGCAUUCAGAUCAUAGGCUGCGCCUUCUAAAGAGAAAUGGACAAGUCUGAGCCAUUUUUACUUCUGUUGGCUUAUACUCCAGUUGACAUUAGACAAGGACCAUUGAAUCCUUGAUUCAGCUCCUGAAGGAAAGAGAGAUAGUUGUCCAUCUUGUUUUUUAAAUGCAGCAAAUUUAUGUUUUAGAACCAAUAAGUGGUCCAGAGUGACAGAUACUAUCGACCCCAGAUAUUUAUUGGUAUAGAUAUCCAUGAAAGCCCCUGGAGCUGCUGUAUUGAACCUUGAAUUCUCAGAAACUGAUAUUCUGAGUUUUACUUACACUUAGAAAAUCGUCUACUGGCCCUUCUGUAGAUUCUAUUUCCUAAGCUUUUUAUUCUGUUUGCCCUUUGCGAUUUUCUCUUGCUUUUUCUCACCACUCCCUUUCCGCCCAGGCAGGGUCUGUCCCCUUCCCUGUGGGCUGUGUACAGUUCAGGAUUUGUCUCUUUUUUUUCUUUGCCUCCUUUUUCUCCACUCCCUCCCUUUCCCUUCCUAACAUGGAGUUCCUCUGCUUCUGACCAUUUCAUUUAUAGAUUUUCUUUCUAGGCCAGGGUCUUGCUGUGUGACUCAGCUGGUGUUAAGCUCUCAGUCCUUUUACCUCAGCCUUUCAGUGCUAGGAUCUUAAGCCUCUGCUGCCAUGCUAAGCUUUUUUUUGAGACAGGGUUUCUCUGUGUAGCCCUGGCUAUCCUGGAAUUCACUCUGUAGACCAGGCUGGCCUUGAACUCACAGAGAUCUGCCUGCCUCUGCCUCCUGAGUGUUAGGAUCAAAGGUGUGUGCCACCACACCACACCUGGUAUGCCAAACUUCUUGUCUUCAUUUUUAUAUAUCCUUUUUAUCUUGGUUCCUACAUUAUAGCUAGGAAGAGAAAUCUUUUUUACUUCUUUUCCCCCAUCUGAUCACAUUUCUUUGAGUUACUACACAGUCAAGAUACUAUCCCAGGGCUGGAGAUGUAGCUCACUGGUAGAGCACUUACUGACUCAGCAUGCAUGUUCUGGUAGAACUUUAGCAUCACAAUAAAACAAAACCAAUCUUAUCUCCUUGUCCCUGUCUCCUAUUAUAUACCCAUUCUGUUCAUUUAGCCUUCUCACCACCCGCAUGGUGGUGAGAUCUGGUAAUGAGGUCACAGAUCUGCUAAUUUGCAAUUCCUAAAACCAUCUGUUAAGUUUCUUUAUUAUACAGUUUUAGUUAUGUAGCUGCCACAACUUUGCUUGGCAGAUAAAGACCUUAAGGUGAUCUUCCUGCCUUUGACACUCAUUCAGCUGUCAGCAUCAGACACAUUCCCCCCAAAUUUACUGCCCUGAUUUAUAUACAGUUCCAUUUCUGACAGAGAUGCUGCCUCUUUCCUUAGUUUAGUGACCUCAGCUUCAGAAUCCCUUGCCAUUGAAGAUACCCUCAGAAGCUGGCAGUGUUACUUAUGAGGGAGCAGACUCUCAAGUUUCUGCCGUUUGCUUGGUUCUUUCAUUGUGAUCUUCACCAUCACAUUGGAAGAAAUGUGUAGCUUUUGUGAUUCCUUCAGCCAGGAAGGUAGGUGCUCACUUAGGUAGACAGCAUCAGACUCGUUGUCUUAGGAUCAUCAAGAAGGAAGAUGGUGUCUUCAGGCAGGCUGUCAGCAUCUAGUUUUGAAAGACCCUAGGCUCUACUGCUGGCGUCCAAAAUGCUGGCAGAGCGGCCAGUGAGUUCUUUCAACCAGUGUUCCCCAUAGCCUUAAAUUGUCCUAAAGUGACAACUACUUCAACUGGUAGAUGUGAGACAGGAGAAACGGAAAGCCAGCAGUUAUGGGCAGGUGCCACAGGUUCAAGCGGCCGAGUACAAGAUGACUUUGUGAAUUGCAAAUACGGUGAAAGUCUGUCCCUAAGCUUCGGAAAAAGCGGGGAUGAAGCUCAAGCAGGACGUGCUUGUCUGGCAGGUUCAAAGCUGGGGUUCAGUUUCGGCAUCACAAAAACCCACCAGUAGCAACAAAAGCCUUCCAAAACACACUAUUUUGGAACCUCCUUUGUAGAAAUUGAUACCGUACUGUACAGGUGUUGUUCAGUCCGGGGAGCCCUUGGUGCCUUUUCCUACAUCACUCCCUGUGAAUGGCAGCUUGCUAAAGGGGAGGGCUGACUUAGAUGUUUAUUUUAAUGAAAAAUCACUGUGAAUGACUUUGUUCUUCUGUGUGGUGAGCUCCCUGUGAAAUACGGAUUUCUUUUCAAGACCGUGUGUUUUUUACCUGUGUUUGAAGCUCUUUUUCUUUCCCUACCUGGGGAACUGAGUGGUGUGGGAGUUGUUCUCAGACAGUGAAGGACGGUGCUGCUGUUGUGUGCUGUUUAUCCUUGCCCUGCCUGCCUGUGUGUCUGUCUGGAUGCUUCUGAGCCUCUGCAUGCCCAGAGGCUGCUUGAUGGAUCUCAGCUUCAUUGUUCAGACUGAUCUCAUCAGGGAUUGAAGGAAGGACUGGGGUGAGCUGGACACUGGAGCCAUGUCUGCUGCCAUGUCAGCGUCUUUGCUCAGCAGCUAUCAAGCCGUAAGUUAAUUCCUGGACUCAGGGUCUCAUCAUUGGAAAUCUAUUGCUUCUAAUCAGUCUGACCUGAGUUUAUAGAACAUGGCUCCCAUUAAUGGGAACACAAGAGGCAUUUGGCAUAAAACUUUACAAUACCCCUUUCCACAGAACAUAAUGACCAAAGCCAAGGAAAAAGUUGAGCAACUUUGGUAACUUUGUUACCUUGAAAUUAGCUGGUUUCUCCCACCUGCGUUCUUGUUAUAUCAACAGUGGUUAUUUUGCUGGUGAUGGCUCUUUGGGUUCCACUGUUCUGUUUUACCAUAUUAUAUCCUAUCCUAGGGCAUAGCCCUUUAUUAAUCAAUUGUGUUCUCUCUAGCCACCCCUCUUGGCAUAGGUGAUGGAGGUUUGAUGAAUGAAAGGACCCAAAUAGGCCAAGGAAUCCCCCUAGACCUUGAUAGUCACGAAGGGUUUGGGAAUGGGUUAUGUAAUUGCCCUCAAUCUUUUGUUCCAGAAGAAAAGAUGAGCUGAGAUGGAUAACUGUGCUACAAUGGUGUCCCUAGCUGUGUCCUUAUAACUUCAGAACUGAAUAGAAACAGUUGAAGUAGGAGACAGAAAGUUGUAUCCUCUUCCAGUAUUCCUUUGGACUCGGGUCUAGCUUAUGAGACAAUUGUCUGUAUUUGAAUGCAUUUAUUUGAAUGAAGAAUUUUAUCUGAACACAGGGAAGGACAGUGGGGCAGAUUUACUGAACUCUCUCAGGUUAGCUAGGCUGUGAGAGCAAGGAAUAAACAAAGUAUCCAUGGCAUAUGACAAGUUUGCCUAAGUCUUGCAUGUAGCAGAAAUGAUUUCUUUUGGGGGAGCUUAUGCAAUUGUGGUAACCCAGUGGUAUCUUCUGUUGCUGUUGGAGUCCAGAUGGUUACUACUUUGAAGAGGUGGUUUGAAAGUCAGGUGUAGUGGUGUAUACCCAAACUUGGAAGGCUGAGGUGAGAGGGCAGCAAAGGAGACCCCCAUCCCUUAGACGGCAGGACAAGAACCCACUGUGGACAAACAAAGCACACAAACACCAGUGUUAGCCCCAUUGCCUCAGCGGGUCAGGAGGGAUCACAUGGACCCUUACAUGUACGCGUGUCAUUUUUCUUUGACAUGCUUUAUUGUUUAGACUGGGUGUGUCCCUCUGUGUGUAGCCUGGAGCUCAGGACAACCCUGCCUCAGUCUCUGAUUGCUGGGAUUACAGCUUCCUUUUAUACUCUUGAUAACUUGAAAAUGGUGAAACCAGUUGCUUUGAACUUUGGGGCCGCGUGAACAUUGCAGUGUGACAGAUUGCCCCAAUGUGAACCUCAGAGCCUGUGAAAACCCACAGUGGCCACAGUUUCCAAGUCUGUGGAAUUGAUACUGAAAUAGCAAGGCCAAGAAACUUCUAGGUGAGUUUCAGCCUGUGGGUAAUGCCUUAGUGUUAAUUUAGAUAAAAUAUUUGUCAUUUGUACUUAGUAAAUGUUAAUGGAUAUUCAGGGAGAACAAAAUUAUCAGGGAUGACUGUUUGCCAUGGUCUUCCCCUACUUUUCUGUAAGAAAAAGUGAUGCUGUGUAUUUUUUUAUUAUUAUAUGGCUUGUAAAUAAUCACAAUUUUAAUAAAGUUUUGUAUGCUGU
This is a messenger RNA of Myodes glareolus (Bank vole), 5848 nucleotides long. RefSeq names its product nuclear envelope integral membrane protein 1 (gene Nemp1). Lineage: Eukaryota; Metazoa; Chordata; Mammalia; Rodentia; Cricetidae. Gene Ontology annotation, cellular component: nuclear envelope. The record is from RefSeq and is a predicted model, not a curated record.